Molecule: messenger RNA, 1698 nt
Organism: Saccharomyces eubayanus
Lineage: Eukaryota; Fungi; Ascomycota; Saccharomycetes; Saccharomycetales; Saccharomycetaceae
Gene: NOT5
Product: CCR4-NOT core subunit NOT5
Exons: 1
Coding region: 1-1698 (565 amino acids)
Biological process (GO): nuclear-transcribed mRNA poly(A) tail shortening; regulation of DNA-templated transcription
Cellular component (GO): CCR4-NOT core complex; nucleus; P-body
Source: RefSeq, a predicted model, not a curated record
AUGUCUCAGAGAAAACUACAACAGGAUAUUGAUAAGCUUUUGAAGAAAGUGAAAGAAGGUGUUGAAGAUUUCGACGACAUAUAUGAAAAAUUUCAAUCUACAGACCCCUCAAACUCAUCGCAUAGAGAAAAGCUAGAAUCAGACCUGAAAAGAGAGAUAAAAAAACUACAAAAACAUAGGGACCAAAUAAAAACAUGGCUAAGCAAAGAGGACGUAAAGGAUAAGCAGAACGUGCUGAUGACAAAUAGAAGGCUCAUCGAAAAUGGCAUGGAAAGAUUCAAGUCCGUGGAGAAAUUGAUGAAAACGAAACAAUUUUCCAAAGAAGCCUUGACGAAUCCAGAUAUAAUCAAGGAUCCUAAAGAACUUAAAAAGAGAGACCAAGUUGUGUUCAUUCAUGAGUGUUUAGACGAGCUACAAAAGCAACUAGAGCAGUUCGAGGCUCACGAGAAUGAGGAACAGACAGAAAGACACGAAUUUCAUAUCGCCAAUUUAGAAAAUAUCUUGAAGAAACUUCAAAAUAAUGAAAUGGAGCCAGAACCUGUGCAAGAAUUCCAAGACGAUAUUAAAUACUAUGUUGAAAAUAACGAUGAUCCGGAUUUCAUCGAGUAUGAUACAAUUUACGAAGACAUGGGUUGCGAAAUCCAACCUUCAUUAGUUAAUAAUAGUGAGGCUCCUAAAGAAGCUCCCAAAGAAGCAAACAAUCAAUCUUCUGUAUCCAGUAUUCGUUCAACAAAAAAACAAGAGCGUUCUCCCAAGAAAAAAGUCCCACUAAAGCAGACUUCCACGCUGGAUACGGUGGAAAAUUCAUCGGCACAAGCUGCUGAAUCGGUUUCUCAAUCGGCGUCUCCUUCUCCUACGCCUGUAUCAAUCGACACGCCAUUGAAUACAGUCAAAGAUGAUACAAUGAAGCUGGAUGAUUCCUUCCACAGUCCACCAGCUACCAAUGUAUCCAUGAAAAAGAAAGAAUCCGAAAACGAUUCUGAGGAACAAUUGAGUUUUCCGCAAGAUAGAACGGAAGAAAUCCAAAAAAUUAUUCAAAACGAUAUAGAAACGAACCCAGCCUUUCAAAAUCCGUUAUUUAGCGACGAAUUAAAAUACUGGUUAGACUCGAAAAAGUACCUGAUGCAACCUCUUCAAGAAAUGUCGCCAAAAAUGGUAUCACAACUAGAAUCCUCUCUUUUAAAUUGUCCUGAUUCAUUAGAUGCUGAUUCGCCAUGUCUUUAUACAAAACCGUUAUCUUUACCUCAUCCAACGUCAAUAUUUUUCCCCAGUGAGCCAAUCCGAUUUGUCUAUCCCUAUGAUGUGCCCUUAAAUUUAACAAAUAGCGAAAACGACACAACCGAUAAGUUCGAUAAGGACGGUAAAAUAAAAUCGAAAAAGCAUGACGAUAUCUAUUCUAGAACUUCUUUAGCAAGAAUAUUCAUGAAAUUCGACCUUGAUACUUUGUUUUUCAUAUUCUAUCAUUACCAAGGUUCCUAUGAACAAUUUUUAGCCGCUAGAGAGCUUUACAAAAAUAGAAACUGGUUAUUUAACAGAGUCGACCGUUGUUGGUACUAUAAAGAGAUCGAAAAAUUGCCACCAGGAAUGGGCAAAUCUGAAGAAGAAUCUUGGAGAUAUUUCGAUUAUAAAAAGAGUUGGUUAGCGAGACGCUGCGGAAAUGAUUUUGUAUAUAAUGAAGAUGAUUUUGAAAAGCUGUAA